AAGCUAGAAUACCAGGAACAGAAAGCUCAACAAGUGAAAGAGAGGCUACAUUGUGAGCAGCAGAAUUUGCACCAGCGCUUAGAAGAAUUGCAAGCCCAUCUGAAUAUGGAACGGGCAGAAGCAGAUAGCCUGGAUUCAUCUCGGUUUUCCUCUGAGCAUUCUGACUCAGAAAAUGAAGUGGACGUAGAAGGCCUGGCAUAUGCUAGCAUUGGAGAUGUCGUGACUGCUUUCAGUACUCAGCAGGAGCACAGCUAUUCCAAUAUCAGCAACUUCUGGUUAUGGACAGAAGUUCAGUUAGGAGGACAGCAUUCAUCUAGACAGGCUUCAAACUUUUCAGAAAUUACUUCGUGGCAGGGUAACUGAUACAUAGUUAUAAGACUGUUUUCUGUAAGUAAAGAAGAACCCCUCCUUUCUUAACAAAAAAGACUAUGCACCACCUCAUCAAAUCAAGUCUUGCAUCUCCACCUUCUUCACAACACCAACUAGGACAAUUGUUAGAAGCUGACUAUACAUAACAUAUGCAUCUUACAUGUCAUCCUAGUUAAGGUUUGUGGAACAGGCAAGUCCAUUCUGCAGAGACUUGGGCUGGUGAGGAACCCUAGGUAUUUUAAACAAAAUAUAAACUUAGCUCUUAUCUACAGGGAGGAUUUAAAAAAUCCAUAUCAUAACAGGUAAAUGCUGUGCUCAGGGUUUUUUUUAAAUAUGAAAUAUGCUGUUGUUGAAUGGACUAAUAGUAAAAUUUUGCUUCAAGAGAC
Molecule: messenger RNA, 755 nt
Organism: Thamnophis sirtalis
Lineage: Eukaryota; Metazoa; Chordata; Lepidosauria; Squamata; Natricidae
Source: RefSeq, a predicted model, not a curated record